Psilocybe cubensis is the source of this 2130-nucleotide messenger RNA. RefSeq lists its product as uncharacterized. Bases 1 to 2130 code for a protein of 709 amino acids. Gene Ontology annotation, biological process: attachment of mitotic spindle microtubules to kinetochore; mitotic spindle assembly checkpoint signaling. NCBI's taxonomy places the organism in Eukaryota, Fungi, Basidiomycota, Agaricomycetes, Agaricales, Agrocybaceae. Gene Ontology annotation, cellular component: nuclear envelope; kinetochore; mitotic spindle. The transcript is spliced from 7 exons. The record is from RefSeq and is a predicted model, not a curated record.
AUGGACAAUGACCAGUUCAAGACGCCGUUAAACAAGUCUCGUCUCCCUGGUCCUGGGUUGCGGUCGAGUACGAUGAAGCGCGACUCUUUCGCUGCCGAGCUGGAGAGAGACCCCCAGACAUCGACAGCUAAACGACAGCAGCGAGCGCAGGUCUUCACAUCUUCUAUAUCCCAUGCCAGCCUCGAGAGACAAUUGCUGGCAGCCCAGACGUCCAAGAUGGAACUCGAAACGAAGCUACGCGAGUCAGAGUUGCUCAUUGCCACUCUCAAAAGCGACAGAGAGUGGCUGGCUAACCGUGAAAAGGAGGAGCGCGAGGAAAAAGAGGCUGAACGUGAAUCCUAUGAAAAGGCGAAGAAAGCAUCUGAUGCUGAGAAUCGUUCCUUACGAAUAACGGUGUCUACGUUACGAGAAGAGCUUGCAGACUUACAAGAUACACAUCAAGCCCUCGUACGGAAUACAAAUCAAACUGUGUCUUCACAGAAGACAGAAAUUAUGACAUUAACGCAUCGGAAUGCCCUUCUUGAACAACAAUACGAACAAGCGAAAACUCUAGCCGAGGAACGUUCGGAAUCCCUAACACAACUCCAAGCUGCCUAUGACGAACUCAGCACCGCAAAGGAAUCAUCCGAAAAGCGUGAAUUGGAGGAAGAGAGCAUGAGCAUUGUGCGAGAUGAGUUGCAUCGCCAAGCGAGUUAUCUUCGUAGCCUGGAAUCUUCCAAUGCAAAGAUGACGGCUGAGCUCAAAGUUCUGCGCGAGCGGCAAACGAGUGUGGAGGUACUAAGGGAAGAAAAGCGCGGGUUGGAACGCAAACUCCAGAUGCUCGAUGAAUUUAGGACGAAGGCGAUCAAAUUAGAGGCUGAAGUGGAAGCAGGGCGAAAAGAACGUGAAGCAUGGGCAGAGAACUCUCAAAAUGCUCAGCUUUCAAGCACGCCGAUCGCUGUUACAAAAGCCCUCUCCGACCUCCGUCUUGCCCAUGCACGUCUUCUGGAAGAACACGGCUCUACAGUCGCGCUUCUUCGCCAAAGAGAGGCUGAACUAGCUGAUUAUGAACGACGUGAAGCCCAAUCUACCCAGAACAUCAGCACCCUCGAGCAGAACCAACGUAUCCUCAAAGACAAAAUCGCCAGGAGGGACGCACGCACACAGCUCGCAGAACGAGAAGUGACGUUCCUACAAGCUCUUGUGGCAAGUUUCAAUGCUGAAGACCACAUGGAGGGCGUUGAACGGGAUGAAGCCAAAGACCAGCACAUUCAGCAGCUCCAGGGCUUAUUGCAAGAAUACAAAGCAUUAAAUGACCAACUGAGUGAUAACUUGGAGAAUCUCGAUGGUAAACCUUCAUUGCUCAACCCCGCCCAGGCCGAGGAGCUGCAUGCCGAACUGGAAAAAGAACGCCUCGAAAAGGCUGAGCUGCAGAAAGGUCUCGACGCCGCUACAACCUCCGAGAAAGAAAACCUAGACAAGAUCGAAGAGCUCGAACAAACGCUCUUCGAGCUGCGUGGAGAAAUUGCCGGCGGUCGUCACGUCCCACCGAACACUCGAAUUUUGUCGAUGAAAGAUAACCCGGAGCAGCAAUGGUUCGAUCUGCGUCAGGCGGCGAUGGAUCGGCUGAAGAGCGAGAACGAAGCCUUGAUAAAGCGACUUAAAGAGUUGGAGGAGGGCGGGGUACGAAUGACGAAUGAGGGUGAGGGUGCGGGUGAGGAUCUUGUCCCCAGAGAGAGCUGGGAGGCGGUUAAUAAGGAGAAGGUGGAUCUGGAGGAAAUGGUAAAGCAGAAGGAGAAGAGGCUAUUAAGGUUACAGCAGGUAUUCACGUCCAAGAGCGCCGAGUUCCGUGAAGCAAUAGCAUCUAUCCUCGGACUCAAGCUCGCUUUCUACCCGAAUGGCCAAGUCAGGGUGACGUCGGUGUACGACCUCUGUGCAUCCUUUGUCUUCCAGCCUUCCCGAGGACAAGGGUCAUCCAGUGCAGGGUCAGCGUCAAUGCAGCUUGUUGCACAGGGGGAAGGGGGGCCUCAGGAUCUACCCAAUCUAAUGGAGUACUGGAUAGAAAAAGAGCAGUGUAUACCGGGAUUUCUUGCGAGUGUAACACUGGAGUGUUAUGAUAAUGCGAAGAGGGAAGGUAGAAUUGAUGUUUGA